Molecule: messenger RNA, 2019 nt
Organism: Branchiostoma belcheri (Belcher's lancelet)
Lineage: Eukaryota; Metazoa; Chordata; Leptocardii; Amphioxiformes; Branchiostomatidae
Exons: 4
Coding region: 1-2019 (672 amino acids)
Cellular component (GO): plasma membrane
Molecular function (GO): protein binding
Source: RefSeq, a predicted model, not a curated record
AUGUUGUUCUUGCUUCUCUUGGCAGCUUCUUGUGCUGCCUCAGGUGGCCGACGUUUUCCUCCGUGUAAGACAGCUGGGUGGCUAGAGUGUGUGCCUCACUUAACAGAGAAACCGGCAACUUUUCUGAUCUUCAAAGGUUCAUGUGUCCUGUGCGAGGGCCUGGGUGGGGACGUUGCCUCUGUAAGUCCUUUCCCUUUCCUUGCUACAGUCCAUGCAGUGGCAAUAAGAGGAUAUCCCUUCCAUGUCCUGUCGGCCAGGAAACUGGCACCGCUCGAGCAUUCGAAGGUCGACGCUUUGGCUCUGAUAGACGCAAACAUCACUGAUGUGGAGAAUAACACUUUCGCUGGGUUUUCCAGUCUGGAGAAACUGUCCUUAGAUUCUAACAGGUUGGAAAGUGUUAAUCAGACCUGGUUUACUGGCUUGGAGAAUCUGUUGGUGCUGAUUUUGUCCAACAACAGCAUCAGGAGGAUAGAGCCUGGUAUCUUCGUGAACCUACCUCGCCUACAUGUCUUGGAUCUGGAGAACAACUUGUUACAGGCUAUAGACCCUUCCUUGCUCUUUGGACCUAAUUACAAAGUUGGACUAAUCCUGAUUCUGAGCUCGAAUGCAAUCAGUAGCGUUUCCCGGGGGUCAUUCCAUUGCAUAAGCCUGGCCUGGUUAGACCUGAGGGAUAAUGACCUGUCAUGUUUGGAUGAAGAUGUGUUCCGGGGACAGUCUUCACUAUUACGGCUCCAUGUCAGCAGCGGGAACACAACCUCUGAAGGUGUUGGCAUGGCAUUUGUCAAGAAACAACACACGGACGCACUCACCACCACUGAGUCUAGCACGCACAACACCCACACAAACACAAGGAACAUCACCUGCAUUCUUCUCACCAGAGGUGAGCACACAAUGUUCUUCACCGUUCCCGACCCGGUCCAUGGCCACCAUGGCCAGUGCCAGACCUACACAACAGAAACCUCUUACACAGCCGGUACUAUUAAGCACUCCAGUAGCCCGACACACUACACUGACAUUACUGAGACAGAGAACACAUCUUCAGAAUCGGGGCACUACGACUCCACACUUCAUGUGAUGAGUAAUACCACACUUGGACCAGAUCUAGAGGUGGUUCAGGCACCAUGUCAUAUUGUCAUCCCAGUUGUUGUCUCGGCAGUGGCCGUUCUGGCCAUGUCGUUCCUUGCAGUGUUGCUGUGGAAGGUGCGUGCAGCAAGGUUGAACACUGAGGAUGACAUGGCCAGUGACGAUGCACACGUUUGGACAAUCGAUAUCCCCCUUGACGUUACCUUCCCCAGCUUGCUGAGGUCCGCUUCCCUCCCUACUGCACGUUCAGGAAAGACGGCGUCGGACGACGCAGCCUCUUGUAAGUCAUUGCCCGCCGUCCUGCAUUCCAUCGAACCUACUUACAGCGAGAUCCCAGAUGACGUAGCUUGCGCUCACAGACCUCUGCCUGGUCUCCCACACGUGUACUCGGAUGACGCCGGUGUGGUCCGGUCAGCUUCCCUCCCUGCGUGCAGUCGCGGGGCCACCCCAGACGAUGCAGCGUCCUGUAGGUCAUUGCCGGCUGUUCUACAGUUCAUCGAACCCACCUACAGCCAGAUCCCAGAUCACAUCGCCGCUGCCCAGCGUCCUCUGCCUGCUCCCCCGCGCGUCACACUACCUAACACCUACUGGCCAUGGGAGAUCCCAGGGGAGGGAACCCGUAAUACACCACGGCGUGCGUCCCUCCCCACCGUCACACUACUUAACAUUGCUGGUGUGGUUAUGACCACACAGUCCUUCUCCAAUACUGGUGAGGAUAAGCCUACCAUCAACCUUCCCCCGUACGGGAGCAAGGGAGACGACCAAGCAGGAAGCGGAGAUUCAGAAGUUCUCUCCCCGCACAGCGGAUGGAAAGGAGUCCAGGUGAAGCCGCAUGACUUGGUUGAAAACGACGCUGAAAUUCACAACCGUCCGGACGGCAUGAUCUUGGUGAUUACGGGAGGGCCGUCCGCUAUCAUGAACAGGCACUACAGAUGA